Morone saxatilis (striped sea-bass) is the source of this 2487-nucleotide messenger RNA. It is a transcript of the gene pcolce2b, whose product is annotated as procollagen C-endopeptidase enhancer 2b. Lineage: Eukaryota; Metazoa; Chordata; Actinopteri; Moronidae. Bases 164 to 1471 code for a protein of 435 amino acids. The record is from RefSeq and is a predicted model, not a curated record. Gene Ontology annotation, molecular function: protein binding. The transcript has 9 exons.
AUCAUUAAUCGAGGUUUUUUUGGGGGGGGGGGCAGCAGCCUUGCUCCGUCCCUCCUACCACGCAGAACAAACGCUAUAUUCAUCUGCUCCAGCUUGCAGUUACUGAAACUGCCCCGCAGGAACUCCUGGGUACUUUUCCCCACCGCUCCAGCUGCUGAACACAAUGCCAUUCAUGCCACGGGGCGAAAACAGGCGAAGCGCCCGCUCCGUUAACCCAACAAUGUGGAGAACAUGCAGUAUUUUUGGCGCAUGGAGUCUACUGUUCUUGACAGAGGUCUGUGCGCAGUCUCAGCAGAGACCAACCUUCACAUGCGGCGGAAACAUAACAGGGGAUUCUGGAGUAAUCGGGAGCCAGGGUUACCCAGGAGUUUACCCUCCUAAUACCAAAUGUGUAUGGAGGAUCACAGUCCCCGAGGGAAAGGUGGUGGUCCUGUCAUUCCGCUUUAUUGACUUGGAGAGCGACAACCUGUGCCGCUAUGACUAUGUGGAUGUUUACAGUGGCCAUGUCAAUGGGCAGAGACUUGGUCGCUUUUGUGGGACGUUCAAGCCGGGAGCCCUGGUUUCCACGGGCAACAAGAUGCUCAUGCAAAUGGUAUCUGAUGCCAACACCGCUGGGAGUGGCUUUCUGGCUGUUUUCUCUGCUGCCCACCCACACGAGAGAGGGGACCAGUACUGUGGAGGCAGAUUGGACAAACCCUCAGGGUCUUUCAAAACACCCAACUGGCCUGAGAAGGACUACCCAGCUGGUGUCACCUGCUCCUGGCACAUAGUGGCACCAAAGAACCAGAUUAUUGAAGUCAAGUUUGAGAAGUUUGAUGUUGAAAGAGAUAACUACUGCCGCUACGACCACGUCUCCAUUUUCAACGGGGCAGAAAUCAACGACGCCAAGAGGAUUGGCAAAUACUGUGGAGACAGCCCCCCAGCGCCUGUGUUCUCAGAGGGGAACCAGCUCCUAAUCCAGUUCCUGUCAGAUCUCAGUCUGACCGCAGAUGGCUUCAUUGGACACUACAAGUUCCGACCAAAGAAAUUCCCCACCACCACGAUACCACCCACCACUACAACACAGCCAGUCACCACCAGGCCCAUACCUCUGAAGUACUCUGUAGCCCUGUGCCAGCAGAAAUGUAAAAGAAGAGGAACACUUGAGAGCAAUUACUGCUCCAGCAAUUUCGUGAUAACCGGGACUGUCAUUACUGCGGUGAUGAGAGGAGGAAGUAUGUAUGCCACUGUUUCUAUCAUCAACGUGUAUAAAGAAGGCAGUCUGGCCAUCCAGCAGGCAGGAAAGACCAUGAGCACCAAGAUCAUUAUCCUGUGCAAGAAGUGUCCAUUUAUCAGAAGAGGUUUGAACUACAUCUUCAUGGGCCACGUGGAUGAGGACGGUCGGGGGAAAAUCGCCCCUCACCACUUUGUUAUGGCGUUUAAGACAAAGAACCAGAAAGGACUCAACGUUCUGAAAAACAAGCGGUGCUGAUCUCCCGUAGCUCUGAGGAUCUCCACUGGACUGGAGGUGUGCCAGAGGCUCAGCUCUGGAUGGAAAUAAUUAAACAAUAACAAAACUGAAUCUGGAUGCAGAAAUGCCAGUGCAAAACAUAAAAUCUACAUGAUUCAUUCAAUUAGGGGGAAACGCAGAUUUUUGUAAAUUAAUUUUGCUGUGGAUUGCAUGAUUUUUGGAGUAAACAAAAAGACAUUAAGUACUUCUACUCUGUCUUCUAUUAAAAGACCAGUCGCUUAAUCUGUUUGGCAACCUCAUAUUAAUCAGCAACAAAAUGAGUUGAAAUUUCCAUCCCUAUUCUCAGCACAUUCUCACUCCGCUAAGUCACAUUCCUGUCAUGCCCCUAGCAGGGAAUUAAACUGUAGCCAGUAACGGGAGCCCAGAAUAUGGAGUAUAUUAAUUCAGAGAGACAUUCAUAAGACAAACAUUCAUCAGAUUGUUUAAAAUUUUCAGUGUGCACAUCUGUUCUGAUGUCUUUUGAUUGCACUGUUAAUGUCAAAUUUUUCCAUAUUCUACUUUUCAGUAGUUUCCCUUUUAGACAGUGGGUGCAAUGUGAAUAAACAGUGGGAUUUAUUAUUUAGUAUGCAUUAAACAAAUAUAUCUGUCUGGCAGAAAAGUCUUAAAUUUCACAAGCCUGAUUAUUAUCCAUAGGGGAUUUGUCACAGCUGAUUGUUGUAGUUUUAAUCAUGUGUUAACAACUUGCAGUUCAUUUUCUGUGUUCAGUUUCAAUGGGCAGGAUUAGGACGUAUUUAAGUCUUAAUAAAAAGUGCAAUAUUUAAUAUAUACACAAUUCUUUUUUUAAAUAGAUUUGUAUGCUGGUUUUAUGUGAAACAAAUGAGGACCUACGUAGCUAAAGCUCUUUUCUUCAGUUUGCCUACAGAUGCAAAGCACAAUCAUCAGCAUACAUCAUUUACCUACAUUGUUUUUAAAGGCAAAUGUAUGAAAUGAAAAAUAUUUUCAUAUGAAAAAGUCUGUGAAUAUUAUUUAUAUUUUAU